Messenger RNA from Eucalyptus grandis, 1825 nucleotides. RefSeq names its product transcription factor TCP5. Lineage: Eukaryota; Viridiplantae; Streptophyta; Magnoliopsida; Myrtales; Myrtaceae. The coding region runs from base 243 to 1463 and encodes 406 amino acids. Gene Ontology annotation, molecular function: DNA-binding transcription factor activity; sequence-specific DNA binding. The transcript is spliced from 2 exons. The record is from RefSeq and is a predicted model, not a curated record. Gene Ontology annotation, cellular component: nucleus.
UUCAAUUAUACUUAUAUUGUGAAAGUACAGUUUACUGUCUGUAGAUUGAUACUCUCUCUCUCUCUUGCUCGCUCGCUCACUUCCACUAUCUCCUCGGACUCGUCAUCCUCUCAGGCAACACAUAUUGUUCUCGUUGGCAGUUCUGGGGAAGUGAAGGGACUGAUCUUGAUCUGCUAUCAAGAUGGUUAAUGCUCUCUAGCUGAACCAAUCUCUAGCAUCCUAAUGAUCAUGAGAGGAGUAAGAUGAACCCAAUUCCAAGAGGAGGAGGAGGAGGAGGAGGAGGAGGAGGAGGAGGAGGUUUUCAAUCAGCGAAGCAAGAGGAAGAAAAGAAUGAGACCAGCAGGAGUCUGUCCCGCUUGGCACCACCAUCAACUUCCAGGCACUGGUCAGGUUUCCGAAACCCGAGGAUUGUGCGUGUCUCGCGCUCCUUUGGAGGUAAAGAUAGGCACAGCAAGGUCUGCACCAUUAGGGGUCUGAGGGAUAGGAGGAUUAGGCUCUCCGUGCCCACAGCAAUUCAACUGUAUGAUCUUCAAGACAAGCUAGGGCUCAGCCAACCCAGCAAAGUCAUCGAUUGGUUGCUAGAUGCCUCUAAACAAGACAUCGACAGGUUGCCGCCACUCCAGUUGCCUCCGAAUUUCGGCCAAUUCCACCAGCAAAUCCUAUUCCCACAUGAAUCAUCAAGUGCCAACUCUCAACCUUCCUUGAUCUCUCCGUUUCUCCCCACAAGCUCAACAACAUUCUUGAAGCAUGGGAUCAAGAUCACUGAGAACAGUGUUGAUCACAGGGUUAAUGAUAGCGAAUCUUCGGCAAUGGCAAGGUCAAAGUUUUGGAACAUUGAUACUUAUAACACACUGAGAACAAAGGACAAGGAAGUUGAAACAGAUGAUCACAAUGGUCAGCCUCUUUCUGAGAAGGGCAAGUGGAUUGAGAAUGAUGCAGUGCAUGGCCAUUUGGGAUCAUCAGUCAACUCUCACCAUGGACAAGUAUCUGCUCAGAACUUCUUCCCAAUCGUUAGUUAUUCCUUGAGUGGCAGCACCUUGCCGUACUCCUAUAAUAAUCAAUGGGAGCCUUCGAAUUUGUCAUUGUCUCAACUUGGGACUCACGGCUUUCAAUUGCUACCGGAUCAAAAUCCCCUAAAUUCCGUGUCAGUUGCUUCCUCUUCGGCUCUUCCAUCCGCCACUCCCCAGUUAUACUUCUGCCCAUCUGCGGCAAUGACGCCAAUUUUUCCUUCCUACCCUUCGUAUCUUACCCCUACUGUUGAGACAGAUGCGAGACAACUGAACCAUCUCCAUCUAUUGAGCUCGAGUUCGCAGCAACACAUCUUGCCUACUUCCCUCCUGCCAUCGCUUCAAUUGAUCAGCUCGCCGAUGGGAUUGCCAUUCCAAACGAGCACUAGUGCCAAAUUUCUUCAUCGGCAAGAUGAUGAUGAGAGCGAAGAAGAUGUGGAUGGAAACGGUUCUUGAAUCUCCAAAUAUGAGGAACACCCUCUCGCAUGAAGAUCACUUUGGACGAUGAUCCCCCCAAGAUCUUUUAAUGAGGGUUUAUAAUUCAAUAAUCUCUGUGAGAGAUUGCUGCUUUUAGGAAAUGGUAUGAACAAGAAGUUGCAUUUUUCUUGAAAAAAGUACAUGGACUAAAAAAGCAGCAACAUCGUCAAGGUGGCGACAUUUUUUCUACUGCAGAUUUGUCUCCCACAAGCACAUAAGUGCCUCGUCAUCAUCAAAUUCUGCAACAGAGUAAGGUGCUUCUAUUUAAUGCUUCUUUUGUACCUGGUAUUUUUUAGAGCAGCAUCUCAGUCAUAUAUCAUGGCCAAAUUAUUUGAAGAAAA